Effrenium voratum is the source of this 304-nucleotide messenger RNA. The record is from the annotation of a GenBank genome assembly. NCBI's taxonomy places the organism in Eukaryota, Dinophyceae, Suessiales, Symbiodiniaceae.
AGGUGACGCCGGCGCCUGAUGCUGCUUUUGCAGAGAAUCAGGCUGCGGAGGAGCUGGCGGCUGCUGAUGCGGAGAAGGCUGCAAAGGUGACGCCGGCGCCUGAUGCUUUUGCAGAGAAGGCUGCGGCUGUGGAGGAGCUGGCGGCUGCUGAUGCGGAGAAGGCUGCAAAGGUGGCGCCGGCGCCUGCGGCGGCUGCGGUUGCCGAUGCUGAGGUUGACUCUGCGCAGUCAGAGCUGCUUCAGCUCACUGAGACCGAGACUGGGAGGGACAACCUCGAGACGCUUCUGGAGGAGGCUAUGGAUGC